AUGACUACGAAGAAAGCGGAGAUCGUGGACACACACAACGUGGAUAUCAUUGCCGAUCUCGAACGCAAUGACGACUUUGCCAAAGGUGCUACAGAGCUUUUGGGGGCUACGGAAGAUGUCGGCUAUCAUCGAUCACUGGGUCGUCGUCAGAUUAUGAUGAUGACCUUCGGAGCAGGCAUUGGAACUGGUCUAUGGGUUGGCACAGGCACAGCCCUCAAAUAUGCUGGCCCGGGUGGCAUUGCCAUUGCAUAUACUGUUACUGCGAUGGUCGUUUAUCUACAGUAUGUCUCGGUUGGAGAAAUGACCGCGUACAAGCCUGUUCAUGGAGGAUUCAUCCGGCAGUGCAUUGAGUACGUGGAACCUGCCUUCGGCUUCGCAGUGGGAAUCAACUUCUGGUUUUCUUGGGUUAUCUGUAUCCCCGCCGAGAUCACAGCGGCAGUGUCCGUGCUCCAGUUUUGGCCGCAGACCGAUCUCGUGCCUCUUGCAGCUUACAUCAGUAUUUUCUUGGUCAUUAUUGCCUUGGCUAAUUCAUUCGGUGUGCGGAUAUACGGUCACGUCGAGUAUCUCAUGUCGUUUGUCAAAUGCCUAGCCAUCGUUGUCAUGAUUUUUUUCAUGAUUAUCAUGACUUCUGGUGGGAUUCCAGCCACACAUGGAGCGAUUGAAUUCCGCUAUUGGCGAACUCCCGGCGCUCUCAACAACGGCAUCAAGGGGAUUUCUAAGGCCUUCGUGCAAGCCCUGUUUAGCUUUGGCGGUGGAGAACACAUUGCGGUCAUUGCCGGUGAAGCCCGAGACCCUCGCCGGACCAUCCAAAGAACAGUGUAUCCUGUCUUCUGGCGCAUGUUUGCCUUCUUUGUCGUCAACAUCUGGCUGAUGGGGAUGUGUGUGCCAUAUGAUGAUGGUAAUCUGAUCAACGGAAGUGGCACGCUCGGUAGUCCCUUUGUUAUUGCCAUUGAGCGCGCAGGUGUGAUGUGGCUGGCGCACGUCAUCAAUGGCUUUAUUUUCCUGACCGUGAUCAGCUGCGGCAUCACCAGUGCCUACAUUGCUAGCCGUAGCCUGACAGCAUUGUCGGACCUGAAGGUCAUCCAUCCCGUGUUUGGACGGAAAGACGCUGUUGGGCGACCAUAUGUAUCAUUGGCCAUCAGUACUGCCCUUGGAGGAGGCCUGGCCUACUUGAACUGUAAUGACACGGGUGCCGUGGUAUACAGCUGGUUCUCAUCUCUGGUGUCCGUUUCCACCCUCUUCCAAUGGUCCAGCAUCUUCAUUUCGCACAUUCAAUUCCGACGAGGCCUCGCCGCCCAGGGCAUCAGCCUUCAGUCAUUGCCCUUCCGCGCCCGUGCAGCGCCCUACGCGCAGUACUUUGCAUUGGUCAUAGUUCUCUUUAUCGCAGGCUGUGAGUUCUACCUGGCCUGCUUUCCCUUUGGCGAGAAGGGAUCAGCCAAGUCGUGGUUCUCUGCUUACAUCGCUGCACCAUUGUUCUUCAUGGAUUAUCUUGGGUACAAGAUUUACUAUCGUUCGAGGCUGGUUCAACCUGCUGAGAUGGACUUCACGGCUGCCCAGGCUUUUGAUGAAGAAGACCGAGCUAGGGCUGCGGUGGGGUACGAGCGGAGAGAUGGUGAAGACGCAAGAAUCAUACAGCGUGUUAAGGACUUGAUCUUGGGUUGACCUGUUUCAGCUGCAGACACUCAGUGUCGAUGACCAGGUGGUUUUGUCCGAGUUCAAUGGAGUAAAGUAAACCACUUAUUAUUACAAAGACAUGGAAGUAGCCGCAAAACCGGUUAAGCAGCACCAACCCCUCUCUUUUCUCGGCAUGCUGCCCGCAAGUACACGCCGAGCUAGUAGUCGCUUAAGCAAGGUGCGUGAGAUUGUAGCGGUCUGUGUGGUCGACAGGAGAAGGGGGGUUGAAGGUGAGACCGGAUGCAGUUCCGAAUGUUGUAUUGUGGACUCGUCGUUGGGAAGCAAGUAUAGA
Molecule: messenger RNA, 1966 nt
Organism: Aspergillus saccharolyticus JOP 1030-1
Lineage: Eukaryota; Fungi; Ascomycota; Eurotiomycetes; Eurotiales; Aspergillaceae
Exons: 7
Coding region: 1-1662 (553 amino acids)
Biological process (GO): amino acid transmembrane transport
Cellular component (GO): membrane
Molecular function (GO): amino acid transmembrane transporter activity
Source: RefSeq, a predicted model, not a curated record